AUGCGCUUGGAAAAGGAGGGGCCCAGAGGCCCGGAGGUGGCCAUUGUUGCGAAGAGCCAGAGCAGAAGGGAGAGGACGUCCGCUGUGGAAGUUCAGGUCUGCCGGGAGUCACCCCGGCGAGAGGCAGUGGCGCCAAUGGCCUUGUCCUCCAGCUGUGGAGGCAGCGCGGGCACACCUCCGGAGGAGAAGAGGACAGUCCUGAGCAAGGUGGUAAUCCGGCGCCUUCCUCCCAGUCUCACCAAGGAGCAGCUGGAAGAGCAGCUACACCCACUAUCUGCACACGAUUAUUUUGAGUUCUUUACUGGGAAUCUCAGUCUUUAUCCUCAUCGCUACUCAAGGGCAUACAUUAAUUUUAGAAAUCCUGAUGACACUCUUCUUCUUAGAGAUUACUUUGAUGGAUAUAUCUUCAUUGACAAUAAAGGUUGGGUCAUUGGCUUUUUAAACUCGUUACAGUCUUCAAGUACAUUACGUUUUGCUGGAAUAUUACUGAGUUUUAAUUAA
This is a messenger RNA of Molossus molossus (Pallas's mastiff bat), 501 nucleotides long. Its product is annotated as regulator of nonsense transcripts 3A-like. Gene Ontology annotation, molecular function: telomeric repeat DNA binding. The transcript has 2 exons. The coding region runs from base 1 to 501 and encodes 166 amino acids. Gene Ontology annotation, biological process: positive regulation of translation; nuclear-transcribed mRNA catabolic process, nonsense-mediated decay. Gene Ontology annotation, cellular component: nucleolus; cytoplasm. The record is from RefSeq and is a predicted model, not a curated record. Lineage: Eukaryota; Metazoa; Chordata; Mammalia; Chiroptera; Molossidae.